Messenger RNA from Schistocerca piceifrons (Central American locust), 3507 nucleotides. RefSeq lists its product as uncharacterized. Gene Ontology annotation, molecular function: protein binding; RNA binding. The transcript has 12 exons. Gene Ontology annotation, cellular component: SCF ubiquitin ligase complex. Gene Ontology annotation, biological process: SCF-dependent proteasomal ubiquitin-dependent protein catabolic process. The record is from RefSeq and is a predicted model, not a curated record. The coding region runs from base 460 to 2391 and encodes 643 amino acids. NCBI's taxonomy places the organism in Eukaryota, Metazoa, Arthropoda, Insecta, Orthoptera, Acrididae.
UAUUGGUAUCUAUGAAGUUUGUUUUCACAAACAAUAAAAUAUAAAUGAUGUAGCAAACAUGGGAGUGUUAAAAAUUAUGAGGGAUACAGGCUGCUUAAAAUAAUGGCUAUUCUUGUCAUAAAGUAAGACAAUUUGGAAUAUUUCAUUAAUAAGUUUAGGUGUGCCAUUGAUGAAGCCGGUAAAUGUGAUGGUAAUAUACUUAAAAUAGUGUAGCAUACGCCCAGUUUUCUAAUCGUAUAAGGAACAGAUCUUCAAGCUGAAGCGGUAUAGCCGAUGGGUUACAAAUGGUUGCGAAUGACCGUUUGUGCGUUUCAAACGCCGCGACGAAUUCUUUUCGUUAUUCAGUUUCGUUCGUGAAACAGUACGUAACAGAUGUGUGUGUAUUGUCAAAAGUACUCUUCUGCUUUGUAAACCAUCUGGACUCUAUUUUAUGGCUAUCGUAAUGAGCUAGAAGUGAAAAUGGAGGAUUUGGUGGUGGCAAUGGCAGCCGCAAUGUUUCCCCACUCACCUGUUACGUCUGAGAGUGGUGAAGAUGCUUCUAAUGGCCAUGCAGAACGUCCAAUACGGAAAAUUUUUGUUGGCAACAUUAGUCCAGGUACGACUCGGGCUGAGUUAAAGGAAUGUUUUGACACAUAUGGUGUUGUCCUGGAUGCAGUUGUUAUAGUGGAUAAGAAUGCCUGCAAAAGAAAAUAUUAUGGAUUUGUUACAUUUCUGGUCCCAGCACAGGCUUGUUCAGCCAUGAUGAAGAGUAAAACCUUGCAUGGUAUCACACUGAAUGGCAAGAGACUGUAUGUGGCACCUGCUGACAGCUGGCACCAACCAUAUCAAGCAGCGGAUGGUACAUUAGUCCUUGAUCCAUGGCGGGGAUCACAAAGUGCUAGUGCUGGUGGUAGCAAGAAAGUAGCUCCCAUACUGCAGCAAGAUACAGAUGUAGAAGAGUCUCUGUGUAUGGUCAAUAUCCUCAACGAUGACUGUCUUAUGCAUGUUUUUUCCUAUCUGUCAUGCUAUGAAAGGAUUGCAAUUGAACGAGUGUGCAAAAGAUGGCAGUCCAUCAGCCAAAUGAUGUGGAAAUCAACUCGUGAACUCUGUGCAAAGAAAUUGCGGAAUAUACAUAAGAGUUUGCCAGCCAUUAUACAGCGCUGUGGUAGCAGUCUAAAGAAACUAGACCUGUCACAUGAUACACAGACAAUAAGCAGAGAGACAGUUGUUUGUGUUGGGCGUUAUUGUAGGGAGCUGGAAGAACUGCGCAUAACACAUUCUCGGCUUAAUGGUUCUACAUUGCGGCCUCUCAAUGGACCACAACUGCGUGUCCUGGAUUUAACAGGCUGCUGUGGAAUAUCAGAUCGGGAUUUAUCUCACUUAUUAGUGAAGUGCCCUGUGUUGGAGAGACUGUCAGUUGCAGGAUGGUUCCGUCUCAGUGGCUGGGGUCUGGGACGUGUCAGCAACUCACUCCGCCACCUCACAUUAGAUGGGUGCACAGGGCUUGAUGGCAAACAGGUUGCACGUGCGGUUAAAACUAUAACAAAGCUGGAUUUGAGUGCAAAUUGCAGCUUGGGUGAUAUAGAUGUUAAACACAUACUGGAUAGUGCCAAAAAUUUGGAAGAGCUUACAAUGGCACAAUUAUUUCCUCUUCUUAAUGGGAGGGCAUUCUCUGCCAUUGCUGCCAAGGGCGAGCAGCUCACACUUCUAGAUCUAAAAUUUAAUGCAUCUUUAACUGAUGAGCUGUUAAUUUCUAUUGUAAAUAGUUGUAUCAAUAUGAAAGAAUUGAAUGUAGAAGGUUGCUGCGCAUUGAACAACAUUGCUUUGAUUAUGGAAUGCCUUUCGGCACUGAAGAAUCUGGAGAUCUUGAUCAUGAGCUAUCUGCCAGGGAAAUCGGAUUCAUGUAUGCUGCAGUUUAGAGAGGAAGGUUUUCCAGCACUCAAGAAGUUGGAGAUGCGUGGCAGCCCUUACCUUGGAGACAUUGGCACCGCUUGUAUACUGUCUCUUUGUUGCAAACUUGAGUGUCUUGAUAUAAGUGGCUGUCAGUGUGUCACCACUAAAGGCCUUAGUUGUGCACUGGCACAACGUAAAAGUUCAGUUCCGCUUCAGAUUAUUGUAGGAGGAACUUCUGUAUCAGAAGGCUCACUCCAGCCUCCAGGCUCCGUGGCCUUGAGUUUCCACAACAACUGCACAGACCACCUUAGGCCUGAUUUUGUAGACGAUUAUCUUCUCCCUAUGUUUGAAGACUACAGUGAUGAUGAUUUCAUCGACUCUGACAACGAGUAUGACUUCGGUAGUGGUAUUGAUGAAUAUGAUAGUGACAUGUCUGAUUCAUAUGAUGCAUUUGAAGAUAAUAAUUUAUAUCCAGAACUGUUUGGUGAUACAUUUCUUCUCUAUCAUUAUUUAUACUGAAACACUGAGGGCAAAGUGUUUUGAAAGGUGCUUCUUGCCAUUCAGAUAAGAAAAGUUUUCUGUUGUAUAAUGUAAAUUAAAAAAAAAAAAUUUUUUUUGAGGUUGCCAGCAGUUGCCCAUUGCUUAGUAUUUCAUAUGGUCACAUUUUUAUAUUUGAAAAUUGACAUGGCAGUUAUAAAACUAUCUUCCAUUCUGAUGAAAGUGUUUUGUUGUGGUCUGUGUUUUGUUUUUGGUAGCUUUCUUUUGAAACUAAAUAAAUUUUGUGCAGAUAUUUAGAUCAAAGUUUACAGUGAUAUUUUGUAACCACUGACAUUUUUAAAGUUCAAAAUUGGGUCCCAUUCAAAAACACUUCCUGUUCAAAUAUUUAAAUGCAUGAUUCAUGUGCUGGUCACAAGCAAGUAUUGGUGUUAUGUACUUCCUGUAAUCUCCAUUGGAGUCAAAUCAGCAAAUUUAAUAUUGUAUGCAGUGAAAGGAAAAUUUGUUUCUAAUGAGUGUAGCAGAAAGUAUACUGAAAUAUAAAUUUUCACUUCGUGGCGACAAAGUAAUAAAGGAUGAAACUUUCCUGAUCAGAAGAAUGUGGAAUUAUGUGCACUCAUCAUGGUACACAACUUUUUGAGUUUUCCCAUGUAGGGAAGGGUCUGCAACGGUUUGCUCAUUUGCAUUGUAUAUGUGGUUGAUGAUAUCUAUGAUUAUAAACUCAAAAUACUCCAGUCCAGAAACUAAUAGUUUGUUCAGUAUGAAAUUGGUGAAUUGUCCAUUCCUGAAUGAUAGGUCUUAUCAUUUGGAGGGAGUGAAAGGUUUCUCACAAUUCUAACGUAGGCGGUGUUAUCAUUUAACAUACAAUUUUGGUAAAUAAGAGAAGUAAAAUGUUACAAUAAUGGAACUAAUACAGCUACAGAUAGAAAAAACUGGCUCCCACAGGACGGCACACAAUGUACAGUGUCUGGCAACAGGGGAAAAGGUAACAGGAAAGUGUCUCAUGGCCCCAGCUUGAGAGAUAACAGGGUACAAUGAAAGAUGAAAAAAGAGAGAAAACUUAACAGUAAAAACAUAUGAAGUUGUCAAAGAUCCAAUGUGAAAAUGAAAUUUGUAAUAAACAUUGUGAUAGAAGCUUCA